This is a messenger RNA of Pedinophyceae sp. YPF-701, 741 nucleotides long. Lineage: Eukaryota; Viridiplantae; Chlorophyta; Pedinophyceae. The record is from the annotation of a GenBank genome assembly.
AUGGCGUUCGGGUCCGGCAUGAUGCUGCGUGCCGUUGUUGUUGCCACCGUCGGCAUGGCGCUGCUCCUCUCCGCCGUCGCCUUCUCCGUCCCCUCUGAAGCGAAGCCGGUCGUCGCGCCGCCUGAGCCCGUCGCGCCCACCCCCGGCGUCGCUCUGCUGGCAUACGACGUCGCGAACGUCCUCGACAGGGCGUACGAGCGCUUCAACGACGUCGUGGUGCCCGAAGUCGGCAUCCUAUCUUGGGUGGUGUUCGUGUACGGCGUUUACGUCGCUUGCUCCCUCACGUGGUUCGGCGUGGACGUCGCGACGCGCACGCUCGUAUUCAAGGACCCGGGCGGCGAGCUGUACGCGUUCGCGCUGCUCGUGGCGACCUUGCCGUUUUUCCACCCUGGAACCUACGACUACGUGCCGACCCGCGCGUUCCGCAGCCUCGGCUGCGCCGCGAUCGGCCGCGCGCUGCUCGGGUGUUUCUUCGACACGAGCCGGGCGCUGACGAGCCUCGGACGCCCGUCGGGGGCGCGGCAGCGCCCACGUGGCCUUGCGGGCAUGCUCGCGUGCAUCCUGAGCGACGGCGUCGACGAGGACGAGUGGGACUGGGGGUCGCGCAACGCGAACGACAGCCGCUCGCUGCAGUCCCAGCUGCGCGACAGCUCCUCGCCGAGGAAAUUCACCGGCCGGGCCGUGACGUGGGGCGGCGCGGAGAUCGUCGAGCUCGCCGCCGACGUCGACGACCCGCAGUGA